AUGCUCUACUACUAUCUUUGUUCUACAUUUGUGUUGCUGUCAGCGUACGUAGUGCUGAAGAGGGUUAAGUUUGGACAUAAGGUUGAAAUGGGUAGUUGGCUGACAUAUCUCUGGUGGGGCGGAGACCCAGAUCUGGUAAAUCCUAUAUCAGGUUUGACGAAGCGUGAGGUUUACUCCAUCCAACAGUCGUGGGCUCCAGUCUACAACAACUCUGUAGCCAAUGGAACUGAACUCCUUAAACGAUUAUUCCGAGCAUACCCAGAAACUAAGGAGUUUUUCAAAAUGGUGAGGAAAUGUUCUGAAGACGAAUUCAUAGGAAAUCCACAGUUCAGAGCGCACGUGAUAAAUUUAAUGAGUUCAUUGAACCUGGCUGUUAGCAAUCUAAACCAGCCUGAAGUUGUCGCAGCAAUGAUGAACAAACUGGGAGAGUCACAUGGCAGGAGAAAAAUACAGGAAAAACACUUUCAUGACUUGAAAGAUGUUAUAGUAAAAAUGUUUAUAGAAGUAUUGAAGCUGGAUGGCAGUACAUUGAAUGCGUGGGGAAAAGCUGUUGAUUUCUGGUACAAACACAUCUUCGAAACAUUGAAACAAGCUGAGACGAGAUAA
This is a messenger RNA of Danaus chrysippus (African queen), 606 nucleotides long. Lineage: Eukaryota; Metazoa; Arthropoda; Insecta; Lepidoptera; Nymphalidae. The record is from the annotation of a GenBank genome assembly.